AUGGGUGUCAGCUAUGUGGAUGCCCGUAGGAGGGAAUUCCUGAAUUUAACUCAAGGAGAAAGGACAGUGGCUGAAUAUGAGGCUGAAUUUUUGCGACUGAGCUACUAUGCACGUGGGAUGGAUGCAACAGAAUAUGAGCGGUGUGUUCAUUUUGAGUAUGGCCUCAGGGAUUGUCUAAGGGCUCUAAUAGCUCCUCAGAGAGAGUGGGAUUUCACAGCACUAGUGGACAAGAAAAAAAUCGCCAAGGAGGUGAUGCAUGCUGAGCGUCAGAACAGAAAAAAAGGCAGAGGUAAGAGGGACACUAAGCCCUCAAAUUCUUUUCAGAGGCUUAAGAAAAAGCCCAGAGCUGAUGGGCCAAUUAGAGUCAGGGUUCCUAUUGCUGCUACUACUGGACCGCAGUUUUGUGCUAAUUGUGGAAAAUGCCAUUAG
Molecule: messenger RNA, 429 nt
Organism: Gossypium arboreum
Lineage: Eukaryota; Viridiplantae; Streptophyta; Magnoliopsida; Malvales; Malvaceae
Exons: 1
Coding region: 1-429 (142 amino acids)
Source: RefSeq, a predicted model, not a curated record